Molecule: messenger RNA, 2311 nt
Organism: Scomber scombrus (Atlantic mackerel)
Lineage: Eukaryota; Metazoa; Chordata; Actinopteri; Scombriformes; Scombridae
Gene: fosab
Product: v-fos FBJ murine osteosarcoma viral oncogene homolog Ab
Exons: 4
Coding region: 168-1280 (370 amino acids)
Biological process (GO): regulation of transcription by RNA polymerase II
Cellular component (GO): nucleus
Molecular function (GO): DNA-binding transcription factor activity, RNA polymerase II-specific; RNA polymerase II cis-regulatory region sequence-specific DNA binding
Source: RefSeq, a predicted model, not a curated record
UCAAACUUUCAGCAGCUGAAUAAGGACUUUUGGGAAACACAUCUUGAGCUGCACUUUAGGGUUCCUCACAUACCUACUGAAAGGGAUUUCCUCCUCGUCUUUACACCCCCCCCCCUCAAAGGUAGAGCUUGUUUGGAUUUUCUUGCUUUGCUUUUUUGGAAACGAUCAUGUUCACCGCUUUCAACACGGAGUGCGACUCUUCCUCCCGCUGCACCACCGCUUCGCCGUCCGGUGACAAUCUGGGAUAUUAUCCGUCCCCAGCGGGAUCUUACUCCAGCAUGGGAUCUCCCCAGUCUCAGGAUUUCACUGACCUGACAGCAUCAAGUGCCUCCUUCAUCCCCACUGUCACAGCCAUCUCGUCAAGCCCUGAUCUGCAGUGGAUGGUCCAGCCUUUGAUCUCCUCAGUGGCCCCUUCUCACAGAGUUCACCCCUACACCUCCAGCCCCAGCCCUGCAUACUCCAGAUCAGCCAUGAGGUCUGCAGCAUCCAAGGCUAACCACUCUCCCAAGAGGGGCAGAGCAGAUCAGGUCUCCACUGAGGAAGAAGAAAAGAGAAGAAUUCGCAGAGAGAGAAAUAAGCAGGCAGCAGCAAAAUGCCGCAACAGGAGGCGAGAGCUUACCGACACUCUGCAAACUGAAACUGAUAUACUGGAGGACCAGAAGUCCAACCUUCAGAAUGAUAUCGCUAACCUUAUGAAGGAAAAGGAGAGGCUGGAGUUCAUUCUGGCAGCACACCAACCCAUCUGCAAAAUCCCUUCAGAUCUUGACACAGACUUCCCUAUGAUCUCAAUUUCUCUUGCCCAGCCACAGACCUCCAACAUAGUGGUGUCCACCAUCCCUUCCAGCCAGCCAACCUUCACCUCCGGCUCCAACUCUAUCUUUUCCAGCAGCAGCUCCGUCCUCUCCACCACGACUGUUUCCACCAGCUCAGUCAAGAUGACAGACCUGGACGUCUCCGUCCUGGAGGAGUCUCUGGAUCUGCUGGCGAAGACAGAGAUGGAGUCAUCACGGUCGGUUCCAGAGGUUGACCUGUCCAACUCCCUCUACACAACUCAAGAUUGGGAGCCCCUCCACGCCUCAACCAACAAUACCGACUUUGAGCCCCUGUGCACGCCAGUGGUGACCUGCACCCCAGCAUGCACUACCUACACCUCUUCAUUUGUGUUUAGUUUCCCAGAGGCAGAGACCCUCCCCACCUGUGGCACUGCACACAGGAGAGGAAGCAACAGCAACGACCAGUCCUCUGACUCCCUAAGCUCACCAACCCUGCUGGCCCUUUAAAGACUCUUCCAAGAACAUUAAUACUUCCUAUUAAGCACAAUCUCUUGAUGUAUGAGAUACAUGUGCAGAUCACAGGGCUAUGGAAUGGACUUUUACCAGGAAGCAAAUUGUUUGUUUAUUUGCCUUUAUAUAUAUAUAUAUAUAUACACAGGUGACAAAUUAAAGGAAAAAACAACAACAUGAAGUGUCUUAGUAAGGCGCUGCACCUUGUAAUUGAUUCUACAAGUCUCUACUGGUUGGAUGAACACCAUUCUUCCAAAAGAUAUUUCCUCAUUUGGUGUUUAGAUGAUGGUUGUGGAGAGUGCUGUCUAACACGUCAGUCCCAAAUCUCCCAUAGGUGUUAAAUUAGGUUGAGAUCUGGUGACUGCGGAUGCCAUAUCAUAUGAUUCAGUGUCAAUCUGGAAGAGACCACUACUACUAUGUCCCUCUCCAUGUAAUUGUUGAUCUGAUUGACAUUCUCAGUCACAAGAGGAAUAGUUGUUCUUCUGUUGUUCCUCACACAUUGCACUAAUGAAAGAGCACUGAUGUCUUUCCCAUAGAUCUAAAUGCAGACGUCAGUGCACGUGAAUGGAAGCAUUUACACUCGUUAUGUUUCUCCACUCAUUUAUUCAGGUUUUUCCUUCAAUUUUUCACCUUGUACUUGCCUAUUACACCAGUGUAGCAAGUUAAAGCAUGUUUCAACUAAUACCACCUAGUCGUUUUAUGAGUUCAUAUAAGAGUUUUAUGGUGCUAGAUAACAAAAAAGAUGUUUAGUGUUGAUUUGUGUUCAGAGCAAUAGUUAUUAUAGAUCCAGUUUGUUUUUUCUGGUUGAUGGAAUGUGAGAGUUAUUGUGAACUGUUUGUGAAAACUUAAAAAAAACUGACAUGCUUUUGUCUUAACCAUGGUCUGAGUGGUCUAUCUCAGUAUGAAGUUUUCUGUGAAAACAUCAGUGUUUUUAAUUUAUGAAAUUUCAAUUUAUUUUUUUACAGAGUGAGUUAAGAUGAAUGUUGUUUGUAAGAUAUGUAAAUAAAAGAUAGUGAUAUUUAAAUUCA